This is a messenger RNA of Auxenochlorella protothecoides, 687 nucleotides long. RefSeq names its product Chloroplast processing peptidase. Gene Ontology annotation, cellular component: chloroplast thylakoid membrane. The record is from RefSeq and is a predicted model, not a curated record. Bases 1 to 687 code for a protein of 228 amino acids. Lineage: Eukaryota; Viridiplantae; Chlorophyta; Trebouxiophyceae; Chlorellales; Chlorellaceae. The transcript is spliced from 4 exons. Gene Ontology annotation, molecular function: serine-type endopeptidase activity. Gene Ontology annotation, biological process: thylakoid membrane organization.
AUGUUGCCAGAUGUCGUGUUGCCCCCCCAUUCUUCCCCCCGCCCAGAUCCGCCUUCUCCGCGUGAGUCAUCAUCCUCUGGCAUCCAGCUGCCCUCCUGGGUGGACCGAGACGACCUCAACACCGUGGCAAUAGCUGUGGUGGUGUCUUAUGCGAUACGCUGGUUUGUUGCGGAGCCGCGAUUCAUCCCCUCCCUCAGUAUGUAUCCCACCUUUGAGGUGGGCGACCGAUUUGUGGCUGAGAAGCUGACAUACCGCUUCGCCCAUCCCCCGACCGCCGGAGACAUUGUGAUCUUCCGGCCACCCAAGGGCAUCGGCGGCAAUGGUGGCUGGCUCGACGACAAUGUGUUCGUCAAGAGGGUUGUCGCUGUCGCUGGUGACACUGUGGAGGUCAAGAAGGGCGCGCUCUUUGUCAAUGGGGAGGAGCGGGUGGAGGAGUAUCUGGCAGAGAGGCCGGCCUAUGAGAUGGAGUCCCUGACCGUGCCUCCACGCCAUGUCUUUGUCAUGGGCGACAACCGCAACAACAGCUACGACUCCCACUUGUGGGGUCCCCUUCCCCUCGAGAAUGUGGUCGGACGGGCAGUAUGGAAAUACUGGCCCCUUCAGGAAUUCGGACCCGUGGACAGAACUUUUACCAGGAGCGGGACAGGUCUUGCCGGUGAACUGGCAGCACCCCCGCUGAAGGGGUAA